Molecule: messenger RNA, 1032 nt
Organism: Leptosomus discolor (cuckoo roller)
Lineage: Eukaryota; Metazoa; Chordata; Aves; Leptosomiformes; Leptosomidae
Gene: CLBA1
Product: clathrin binding box of aftiphilin containing 1
Biological process (GO): intracellular transport
Cellular component (GO): AP-1 adaptor complex; trans-Golgi network membrane
Molecular function (GO): clathrin binding
Source: RefSeq, a predicted model, not a curated record
AUGCAGAACCUGUCAGUAGUAGAAAGCCUUACUAAUACAGACACAUCACACCAGAUGUCUCUGGAAGACCUAGCAGUUGAAGUAGGUGGUACGUGUCUCGAUGAAAAUGAUCGUAACUUGAAUGAGAGGAAAAAUAAUGAAGAAAUGAUCAAUCUUGAAGUAAUGCAGCAAAGCCUCCCCAUAGUGAAUAGCAAAGGGAGAAGUUGUGAGGGGUUUUCUGAGCGCAGUUAUAGUACCUCAGAACCCAGCGGUUCCUGGGGUGAUUUUGAAGGCUUCAAGGAGUCCUUAGACAAAUCAGAGAGAUUCAGUCAUAACCUUGAAGUUUUGGUGAAGUCAACAAAAACCUCUAGCGUUCGUACGGACUUAAGCAGCGAACGUUGUAGCGCUUCUGCUGGUCACUUUUGUUCUGAGCCGUCUCUACGCAGUGGGAUACAGGAGGCUUCGAGCUUUCUAAAUGAGGCAAACCACAGCUAUGAGGAUAUAUUUAAGUUGGGCUUUCCGGACGUCUUUGUAUCACAGUCCAGAGAGAGCAUAAGAAGCUUAGAUCAAGUACUUGGUGCAAAUAAUGAAGAUGUUGGGAUUCCUGAACUUACGAAGACUCAACUUUGCAUUGAUUCUGGGAACAUAUGGAGAACACUCAGAGACUUUGAUGAUACCCUCAGCUUAAGACAUCCCUGGAGUAAAUCUCAUUGCCAAGAAAACCUCUUGAGUGUUCUUGGCAUAGAUGCAAAUCAAAAGCACUUUUCAGAAAGCCAGGAUGACAUUUUUGAUGAAUCGAAUGUUAGAGAUAACGAGGACUUCAGAUUUGAUGGAUUCAGUAUUAAUGACUGCAAAGGAGUGAUCCAGACCAAGCUUUCUGUAUCACCGGAUUCCAGACAUGGUCAUCUUUUUGCCUGUAACCUCUUUUUGAAAACCGCAUCAUCAAAUGGAAACAUGCAAUAUAUAACACUCCCAAGGAAGAAGCAAAUUUUUGCUACGCACAACCUAAAACAAAAAUUUUUCAGUAGCGUUGAACCAAAUGCACUUUUUUAA